ACCUUAAAGCAAGAAGAAGAAGAAGAACAAUUAGUAGUGAUGCGGCAUCCGUUUACAAAAACUACUGCUAGCUGCGGCAAGCGAAUAAAGGAAUUUUAAUUCAACACAAACGCUUUUUCCGCUGAGGCAAAAUGCCUCGUUAUGCCCAGCUAGUGAUGGGUCCGGCAGGCAGCGGGAAGAGUACCUACUGCUCCACCAUGGUGCAGCAUGCAGAGUCCAUAAACCGCUCAGUCCAGGUGGUCAACCUGGACCCAGCAGCUGAGCACUUUGACUACCCUGUCAUGGCAGACAUCCGUGAGCUCAUCCAGGUGGAUGACGUGAUGGAGGACGAUUCCCUCAGAUUCGGUCCUAACGGGGGCCUGGUCUUCUGCAUGGAAUACUUCGCCAACAACUUUGACUGGCUGGAGGAAAGCCUGGGUCACGUGGAAGAUGACUACAUAUUGUUUGACUGCCCAGGUCAGAUUGAACUUUAUACACACCUCCCUGUGAUGAGGCAGCUGGUGGAGCAGCUCCAGCAGUGGGAGUUUCGGGUGUGUGGUGUCUUUCUGGUUGACUCCCAGUUCAUGGUGGAGUCUUUUAAGUUCAUCUCGGGAGUCAUGGCUGCCCUGAGUGCCAUGGUGUUGUUAGAGAUUCCUCAAGUAAAUAUAAUGACUAAAAUAGACCUGCUCAAUCCCAAAGCGAAGAAGGAAAUUGAGAAGUAUCUGGACCCAGAUAUGUACUCAAUGAUGGACGAUAGCUCCGAUGUCAUCAGAAGCACAAAGUUCAAGAAGUUGACUCAAGCCAUCUGUGGUCUGAUCGAUGACUACAGCAUGGUGAGAUUCCUGCCUUUUGACCGCACAGACGAGGAAGGUGUUAACAUAGUGCUGCAGCAUAUCGACUUCUCUAUACAGUAUGGAGAGGACCUGGAGUUCAAGGAGCCAAAGGAUCUUGAGGAAGAGCCUGCUAACGAAAAUUAUGAUGAGCUUUUUCAAGACAAAGUGGACAGCUGAGGAGUAACAUGACUCUGGAGUUGCUGCAAAAAAGAGACUUUUAAAAACAAACAAAUCGGAGGCUGAUUAAGAAAUAAGACUCAUUUUAUUGAGUCACAGUUGAGACGGGCAUGUGACUGCAAGGAUACAGAGAAAAAUAACAACAUGUGGAGAUUAGGAAUAUCUUGUCCUGUCAUAUGUUUAAAAAGGUUGGUGGUUUUGUGAGCCACUUUGAUGACUCAAGAAAUUAAAGUGGAAUAGAUACUUUAUUGAUCCUGAGGGAAAUAUAGACAUGCAGCAGCUUAUGACACUUACAGGAAAAUAAUAAAAGAUGAAGACAUAUAUUAACAUAAGAAUAUACAUAUAUAAACUCAAAAAAGAGUUUAUACAUGUAUGGUUUUAUGUGUACUAUGAAUCCAUUAAUGUAAUUUGAGGAUUGUGCUGAAGUUUAUGUAUUGUUGUCAUUAAGAACAUUUAUAUUUUUUAAAUAAAAUAUUCAAAUAUACAACUUG
This is a messenger RNA of Scophthalmus maximus (turbot), 1480 nucleotides long. It is a transcript of the gene gpn3, whose product is annotated as GPN-loop GTPase 3. NCBI's taxonomy places the organism in Eukaryota, Metazoa, Chordata, Actinopteri, Pleuronectiformes, Scophthalmidae. Gene Ontology annotation, molecular function: GTPase activity. The transcript is spliced from 8 exons. Bases 132 to 989 code for a protein of 285 amino acids. The record is from RefSeq and is a predicted model, not a curated record.